This is a messenger RNA of Diprion similis, 1397 nucleotides long. RefSeq names its product spondin-2-like. The record is from RefSeq and is a predicted model, not a curated record. Gene Ontology annotation, biological process: cell adhesion. The transcript has 6 exons. Gene Ontology annotation, cellular component: extracellular matrix. NCBI's taxonomy places the organism in Eukaryota, Metazoa, Arthropoda, Insecta, Hymenoptera, Diprionidae. Bases 220 to 1263 code for a protein of 347 amino acids.
GGUACUGCGAUAAACUACGGUCAAAAAGCCUCGAGUAACUGCUGAACUUGAAGUUUUGUGAGAACUCGGUGCACCACCAAACAUCGAAAUCUGUAAUGAAGGUGAAACGGGUACCGGUAUCGAGCUAAGUGGACAGUGGAUGAAAAUAAAGCGAACGCUGCGCAUGUGAUUGAAUUCAGGAAUUCGGAAGAACGCGUGUUUCAAGUGGCAGAUCUGAAGAUGUGGUUUCUCGCAUCGUUCCUUAUCAUCCUGCCAAUUUUCGUCGAAUCAAGAGUAUCGCGCAACGAUAUCUGCAGUUCGAAUACGUUGGCAGUAUACAAAUUACGGAUGGACACACACUGGUCAAACGAAACGUUCCCAAAGCAGUAUCCGCUCUUCAGGCCAGCUGCUCAAUUCUCUCGUUUGUUAGGCAUGGUGCACGAUUCGUCCUACGUAUUAUGGCGUGACGGAACCGAAGCAAAACGGGAAAUUCGCAUGGUAGCGGAGAAGGGUGUAGGAGAGCUUUUGGAGCAGAAGAAAGGCGUUCAAGACGUUUUUGCAGCACCCCCCGUGGUCCAAGGUGUCGGAUCGACUGAAACAAUCUUCUACUCGGACGGGAAACACCAUUUGGUCUCGGUGAUAUCAAAAAUCGUUCCAUCGCCUGACUGGUUCGUUGGAUUGGACAGCUACAAACUCUGUUCAAACGGACGUUGGAUAAGCAACAUAUCGGUUCAGGUCGGACCAUUCGACGCUGGGACCGAUGAAGGCUUCACGUUCACGGCGCCGGAUUGGCGAACGGACCCGAUAUCACCGAUAACUGCGAUCACGUCACAGUAUCCUGAUCACCCGGCGAACAGCUUCUACUAUCCUGAGCUCGAGGCGCUCCCACCUUUGGCGACUUUUCACAUAACCAGGGAACGAGUCUACAGAGCUACCGAUGGCCUCAGAGGAUCGAAAAAGAGGCGGUACAAACUGGCGAGAAUUAAUCCAGUUAUUGUUCCCUUGCCAAACGUUAUUGGAAAGGUUACGAAUGAUGGUCAUCGACGCAAACUGCCUCACGUUAAACGUGGCCAUAGAAAAUCAUCACGUCAAGCUGUAGACUGCGUUUUGGGCCAGUGGAGCACUUGGUCAUCCUGCAGUGCAUCCUGUGGAGUGGGGUUCGAAAUGCGGACCAGGAGAAUAACGAAGCCACCAAAGUUUGGGGGCUCUUGUUCGAAAGAGUUGCAACAGAAGCAAUGGUGCGGUGGACACACGAAGUGCAUCGAGCGUCACUUCAAUUGGUGAUGAGCUGCCGUGACAGAAUUAAAAUUUGAAAUUUAAUCUUCAGCAAUUAACUCAUCGGGAGACACAAAUAUGGUCUCACUUCACUUUUUCGACUUCCGUUUCUUCAGGAUUCAGAUACUGUUUUACUGAUGCGA